Syzygium oleosum is the source of this 1681-nucleotide messenger RNA. RefSeq names its product la-related protein 6A. The coding region runs from base 61 to 1233 and encodes 390 amino acids. The transcript is spliced from 11 exons. The record is from RefSeq and is a predicted model, not a curated record. Lineage: Eukaryota; Viridiplantae; Streptophyta; Magnoliopsida; Myrtales; Myrtaceae. Gene Ontology annotation, cellular component: nucleus. Gene Ontology annotation, molecular function: mRNA binding. Gene Ontology annotation, biological process: RNA processing.
AAGGGCGGGAUCGCUCGCUCUCCGCCGAGCCCCUCUCUCUCUCUCUCUAGACCUUCUCCCAUGUCGCCGGAAGGCGAGGCGGAGCCGCCUCCCUCCUCCGCCGCCGCUGCCGCCGCCGCCGACGGCGGAGGGGGAGCGGCGGAGCCUCGGUCGCCCCCGCCGCGGCCCGAUCGCGACCCCGCCGGGUCUCCGGAGGAGAAGGCCCCGGAGGACCUGUCGCCGCCGUCGUCCGACGACGACGUUGAUCCCGAUCAUGGCAAUGGCGAGGGUCUUGCUGAUUCCUCCGCCGCCGCCGCCGCCGCCGCCGCCGGCGUCGAUGAUCUCAAGCGGAAGAUCAUCAGGCAGGUGGAGUAUUAUUUCAGUGAUGAAAACUUGCCCACUGAUAAUUAUAUGUUGAGUUGGAUUAAGAAGAACAAACAAGGAUUCGUUCCUAUUGGGAUAGUUGCUUCAUUUAGGAAAAUGAAAAAGCUAACCCUAGAUCAUUCAGUUGUUGCAACUGCACUGAAGGAGUCUACAUUUUUGGUUGUGAGUCCAGAUGGGAAGAAGGUGAAGCGACUUCAUCCUCUUCCAAGUACAGAGGCUCUGGAUCCAAAGUUACGUACUGUUCUGGUGGAGAACCUGCCAGAAGAUCACUCAGUGGAGAACCUCAAGAGAAUUUUUAUUGAAGUUGGAAAGGUGAAGAGUAUCUCUGUCCAUGAUCCUAGUGCAGUAGAAGAGUCAAAAAAGCAUGGCAAGUCAGAAAAACUUCAUAGCACCAAGUUACAUGCUCUCAUAGAAUAUGAGGCUGUUGAAGCUGCUGAGAAAGCGGUUGCUGCUUUGAAUAAUGAAGGGGACUGGAGGAAUGGCAUGCAUGUCAAGAUUCUAAAGCGCAUGGGCAAGCAAGGGCAGAGAAAAGUAAUCUGGAGGGUUACUGAAUCUGAGAAGAACGGUUCUGCUCAUUUAUUCGAUCAAGUUGGUGUUGAGGAAGAUCACAAGUUAAGUGAGCAUCAUGAUAGUGUGCCUGAUGAAGAGGAUGGAGACCAUAUUCCCAAGGAGAAAAAUGAGGACAGAAGCCGAAACCAUGGGCGACCAAGGAGAUACAAUCUUCGCGGGGUGAAUGGACACGGGCAUGGAACUACAACUUCUACACACAUCGUUGAGCCCUCAAAACCUCCUCCAGGCCCAAGAAUGCCUGAUGGAACAAGAGGAUUCACUAUGGGUCGUGGUAGACCUCCGGUUCCUGAUCUAAGUUAAGCAGAUCUACCGUCAUAUGGAGUGAGCUGUGAGGUUCAUGCUCAGUUAAUUCAGUGCUCAAAGCUUUGAUUGAAUGUUUCUGGCGUGGUCGUGGAUGUAUGGUGGAUUGAUUGUGCGAAGGAGAUGGAGCUGUGCAUCCAUGUUUUGUGAGCAAAGGGAUUGUAAUUUAGUAGUAAGAAAAUUCCAUCUCUUGGGCAGCUUGUGCAUUAGCUUCUGAUAUUGGGACUUCAUUGUGGACUUGUGACAGCCUAAAUUACAAGUUUUUUCUUGGUUGGGCGAUCGAAAACUGUAACUUGUGUAGUUUCUGUAAAGUUUGGCAUAGAUAAUAUGUGUGGAGAACAAUAUUUGAGGUCUUCAAAGAGAUCUGGGGUUUAUAAACAAGGAACACCCCAAUGUUUGUAGCCUGGUUUCGUUGGUCUCUGCAUUUGAAGAUAAAUUAAUUUCAUUA